AUGGCGAGCGGCAGCCCCGCGCCCGGGGGCUCGGGCUCGGGCUCGGGCACGGUGCUGCCCACCCGCUUCCAGGAGACGGAGAAACUGCUGGCGGCUACAGAGGGCCGGGAGGAAAAGGGCCUCCGCGGCUCCAAAUCCUUCACGGCCGCGUUGCCCGGCGAGACGGAGCGCAACGGGCACGGGCUCGCCUACAAGUCGGUGUCGGUCGGGCAUCUGGAGGCGCCCCCGCUCUCGCCGUCCCGGCUCAGCCUGGGCAGAGCCUCCUCCACGGCCACCAGCACAGCGGCACCGGAGCAGGGCCGCCCGCGGGACUACCUGGUGCUCGCCAUCUUCUCCUGCUUCUGCCCCGUCUGGCCCAUCAACGUGGUGGCCCUCGUCUUCUCCAUCAUGUCAAGGAACAGCGGGCAGCAAGGGGACGUGGACGGAGCCCGGCGCCUCGGCCGCAUGGCCAGGCUGCUCAGCAUCGUCUCCAUUAUCCUGGGGACCAUCAUCAUCGUGCUCUACAUUUCACUCAGCGUCAGAGUUUCCUAG
Colius striatus (speckled mousebird) is the source of this 531-nucleotide messenger RNA. RefSeq names its product trafficking regulator of GLUT4 (SLC2A4) 1 (gene TRARG1). NCBI's taxonomy places the organism in Eukaryota, Metazoa, Chordata, Aves, Coliiformes, Coliidae. The record is from RefSeq and is a predicted model, not a curated record. The transcript is spliced from 3 exons. Bases 1 to 531 code for a protein of 176 amino acids. Gene Ontology annotation, cellular component: membrane.